Molecule: messenger RNA, 1710 nt
Organism: Chaetura pelagica (chimney swift)
Lineage: Eukaryota; Metazoa; Chordata; Aves; Apodiformes; Apodidae
Gene: GGT1
Product: gamma-glutamyltransferase 1
Exons: 12
Coding region: 1-1710 (569 amino acids)
Biological process (GO): regulation of immune system process; glutathione catabolic process; peptide modification
Cellular component (GO): plasma membrane
Molecular function (GO): glutathione gamma-glutamate hydrolase
Source: RefSeq, a predicted model, not a curated record
AUGAAGAAGCGCUAUGUGGUGGCCGCAGUCCUGACUGCAGCCCUGCUGGGGCUUGUCUUGCUCCUGGGACUGCUCCUCGGUCUGCGACCUGACUCAGGGGACACACACGUUUACAAGAGGGCAGCUGUGGCUACAGAUGCAGGGCAGUGCUCAAUAAUCGGAAGGGACAUCCUUCAGCAAGGUGGAUCAGCAGUGGAUGCUGCAAUUGCAGCUCUGCUUUGUGUAGGACUCAUGAAUGCUCACAGCAUGGGCAUUGGAGGGGGCCUCUUCUUUACCAUCUACAGCAGCAGCACAGGAAAAGUGGAAAUCAUUAAUGCAAGAGAAGUGGCUCCAAAAGGCGCGUCAGAGGACAUGUUUGGGAACAACACACAGCUCUCUCUGAAAGGAGGACGGUCUAUCGCUGUUCCAGGAGAAAUCCGUGGGUAUGAACUUGCUCACAAACGUCAUGGCAAGCUGGCAUGGAAAGACCUGUUUCUGCCCAGCAUCAAGUUGGCAAGAGAAGGAUUCCCUGUUGGGAAAGGCCUUGCAGCAGCCAUCAAAUCAAGAGAGGAGGCAAUUGAAAGCAAUCCUUCACUGUGUGAAGUGUUCUGCAGAGGUGGGAAAAUCCUGCAGGAGGGCGAUAUCAUCAGGAUGCCUAAACUAGCCAACACAUACGAGACUAUAGCCAGUGAAGGAGCAGAUGCCUUUUACACAGGAAGCCUGGCAAAGCAGAUCAUCGAUGACAUCCACAGUGUAGGGGGCAUUGUCACAUUGGAUGACUUGCGGGACUACACUGCAACAGUGAUUGAAGAUCCAAUGCAGAUCACACUUGGGGAGUUUACCCUCUACACACCUAGUGCCCCCCUAAGUGGGCCAGUGCUAGCCCUCAUCUUCAACAUACUGAAAGGAUAUAAUUUCUCUGCUGAUAGCAUCAAAACUGUGGAGGAGAAAGGUCUGACUUACCACCGCAUUGUGGAGGCCUUUCGCUUUGCCUAUGCCAAAAGGACCUUACUGGGAGAUCCAAAAUUUGUCGACAUCACAGAGGCAUUAAGAAACAUGACGUCUGAGUUCUUUGCUGAUAGUCUCCGGAGGAAAAUCACAGACAACACCUCCCAUCCAGUUGACUACUAUGAGCCAAUUUAUUACACUGGAGAUAAUGCCGGUACAUCCCACCUCUCCAUUGUGGCUGAUGAUGGCAGUGCUGUGUCCGCCACCAGCACCAUCAACCAAUACUUUGGCUCUGAUGUACGAUCCAACGUGAGUGGCAUCAUAUUUAAUGAUGAGAUGGAUGACUUCAGCUCACCUUACAUAAUCAAUGGAUUUGGGAUCCCUCCUUCUCCAGCAAAUUUCAUAGCACCAGGUAAACAACCAAUGUCCUCUAUGUGCCCUUCCAUCUUGGUGGAUAAAAUGAAAAAGGUCAGGAUGGUGGUUGGUGCUUCUGGAGGAACGAAAAUAACCACAGCAACAGCACUGGCAAUCAUCAAUUCCAUCUGGUUUGGGUAUGAUGUGAAGAAAGCAGUGGAGGAGCCCAGAAUUCAUGAUCAGCUAUUUCCCAAUAUCACGGAGCUGGAGCAGCAAAUAGAGGAGGGUAUAGAAGAGCAACUGAAGAAGAGGAAACACGACACCACGCGGGUGAGCACCGGAGCGGUUGUUCAGGCCAUCCUCAGGACAGAUGAAGGAUGGGCUGCGGCCUCUGACUCCCGGAAAGGUGGCUUCCCUGCAGGCUACUGA